Neopelma chrysocephalum (saffron-crested tyrant-manakin) is the source of this 3648-nucleotide messenger RNA. It is a transcript of the gene TMEM135, whose product is annotated as transmembrane protein 135. The transcript is spliced from 15 exons. Lineage: Eukaryota; Metazoa; Chordata; Aves; Passeriformes; Pipridae. Bases 52 to 1428 code for a protein of 458 amino acids. The record is from RefSeq and is a predicted model, not a curated record.
CGCGCCGCGCGCCCCCUCCCUUGCGCUCCGCUCCGCGCGCGCGCUGCAAAGAUGGCGGCGCUGAGUAAGUCUAUUCCCCACAGCUGCUACGAGAUCGGGCACACCUGGCACCCGCAGUGCUCCUGGGCUGUGCUGCACGUCACACAGAGCGCCCUGGCUGAGUCCCUCCGCAUCUACGGCACCCUCUACCUGAUUGCAGCUAUUCUCAGGAAACGAAAACUUGACUAUUAUUUGUACAAACUUCUACCUGAGAUCUUGCAGUCAACUUCCUUUCUGACAGCAAAUGGGACCUUGUAUAUUGCUUGCUUUUGCAUUCUAAGGAAGAUACUUGGAAAAUUCUACUUUUGGUCUCCUGGCUUUGGUGCUGCUUUACCAGCUUCUUACAUGGCUAUUCUCAUCGAAAGGAAAAGCAGGAGAGGCCUUCUCACAAUUUACAUGGCCAACCAAGCCACAGAAACAUUGUUCCGAAUGGCAGUAGCAAGAGGAACUAUCACACCUUUAAGACAUGGAGAAGUCCUUUUGUUCUGCAUCACAGCUGCUCUGUUCAUGUUCUUCUUCAGAUGCAAAGACGGCUUGAAAGGAUUUACAUACUCUGCACUAAAGUUCAUUGUAGGGAAAGAAGAAAUCCCCACUCACUCUUUUUCUCCCGAAGCAGCGUUUUCAAAAACAGAUAGAAAAAUCAAGCAUUGUGAAAAACUAUCACAGCCAAUGAACAUACUGGCUCUAACGAAAAAGCUCAUGGACAAAGUGUGCAAACAUGGCCCGAGGCAUAGAUGCUGUAAACACUAUGGAGAUAAUUGCAUCUCAUACUGUAUUAAAGGCUUCAUUAGGAUGUUUAGCAUUGGUUACCUGAUCCAGUGUUGCCUUCGGAUUCCUUCCACCUUCCGGCAUCUGUUUACGCAACCAUCACGGCUAUUUUCCCUCUUCUACAACAAGGAAAAUUUCCAGCUUGGAGCUUUUUUGGGAUCUUUCGUCAGUAUAUACAAAGGCACAAGUUGCUUCCUGCGCUGGGUCCGGAACCUAGAUGAUGAGCUUCAUGCACUUGUAGCUGGGUGUCUAGCAGGAAUUUCUAUGAUGUUUUACAAAAGUACAACUAUCUCUAUGUAUCUGGUGUCCAAAUUAGUAGAGACUAUAUACUUCAAAGGCAUUGAAGCAGGGAAGGUUCCCUAUUUUCCUCAUGCAGACAGCAUCAUCUAUGCCAUUUCUACAUCGAUAUGCUUUCAGGCAGCUGUCAUGGAAGUUCAGAACCUGAGACCUUCAUACUGGAAAUUUCUUUUACGACUAACAAAGGGCAGGUUUGCUCUCAUGAACAGAAAAGUUUUAGAUGUAUUUGGCACUGAAGCAUCUAAGAACUUCAAGGAUUUCACACCUAAACUUGACCCAAGAUACACAGUUGUGCCACCAGAGCUACCACUGGAGCUGUCUUGAACACAACAGCCUGGCUUGUCAUUGAAUGUGAUUAGCAUUUUGUCCUGAAAAGUUAAUUAACUCGACAGUCGUAUGUAUGGAGGAGGGCUAGGGCUCCACUUCAGUAUUAUUUCAAUGAGAAAUGCUUUUUACCAAUCGAAAAUACUGCAGCUUUGCAGGAAGGUGUGGCUUAGUGAUUUAGCCCCUUCUAUAAGCAGAAAAUAUUUUUGGAUUACUGUAGUUGAUUGACCGUAUGGUAGAAUCCUGAAUGAAUUAAACAAAUGAGUAAUAUAUUUAGAGAAGUAAAACAUAAAUACACAUCAUAAUUUCAAAAACUCUGUAGUUCAUACCAGUAGAAUAUUUCUUGGUAAAACUAAAAGUAAUUCCUAAUUUAGAAAGAAAGACAAUUGGCAUAGUUUAGGUCCAAAAUUUUACCUGGUCUUAGAAAUGGGUGAAAAUGCCUGCAUGGUUUUCUAAAUUGCGUCACUGAUUUGUCUCAAAAGAGCCAUUACCCACUCAUUAGUUAAAAUUAUUUUUGCACAGCUGUGGUUGCAAAAUAAGGCAUUCCUUAGGAAAAGAAAAUGCAUAUUGAUUCAGAAAUCACAUUCCAGGGCUGCAGAUUCCACUGAUGAUAUAGAUAACAGACAAGGAAAACAAGAAGGCGGUCCUGGUGGCUGCUGCGCUCCGAGGAGCAGCGGGUGUGGUGGUAAGCAUCUGCCAAGUGGAAAAGGACAAACUGGCAGAGGAAGGAAUGAAACGUUCCAGCCUCUGAGAUGGUGCUGGAAACAGCAGACAGUUAUGAAAAUAAAAAAGCCAAGAACAAAACAACAACCCCCCCCCAAAUACACUGAAGUGAAAUGUUUAUUUUUAAAAGGGUUUGACAUUGUCUCCUUAGAUGGCAUCAGGUUGUUUGUCAGGCUGCAACGCCAGCCAGUGUUUCAAGCAUUUCUUUAGAAAAGAGCUAACCCCUGAGGUUAGACUGUUACAAGAGAACAGUUUUGACAAUCGUAUUAAUAGUGUUUUUUCCUUGUACUCGGUGAAGAAUGGUUUUGCAUCAGGGCAUCAGACAGCCAUGACUGGCACAGUUACAUUGAAUUUGAUAUGGUACUCAAUGCAAAUAACUACCUACACAAAGUCCAUCUCAUUUUUACCGUGCAUAUUUCUGCAGAUUUAUCUUCUAAAGUGAGACCUUGACGUGCUAAUUGCUUUUUUUUUUCCUCUUUGGGGCUUUUUUUAUUUAGAAUCCAUUCAGGUGAUGUUGAAUGAUGUUCAUUACCCUAGAACUUAAUGAAAAGAUGAACUAUAUUCACACUCAGCUGAAAAGAGGCAAGAUAAGCCAGGGAAUUGAAAUUGCAGUAGGUUGCAUGUAUUUUAAAAAUAAAAGAAGAAGAAAUCAGUGUUUUAUUGGACGUCUUUGUCAAAUGACAUGAAUUGGACUAAUUAAUACACUCGUCGUCUUGUAACACUGUAGUCCUACCCCAGACAUAAGCAUAUUUUAAUUCCAGUUAAUUGAAUACGGAAUAUGCAGUAAUUUUUAUCAGAUUUACAGAAUUGUUGUGAAAAUUGUACCAAUUUGUGCACAAAAUCUGUUUCUUCAUCAGCUACACUAACAGUGAUGCUUUAUCACUGUUACUAAAGGUGCUUCAUCCUUUAAAACAGUGGUUGUCAAGGUUAGUGUGAAUAAAGUUUGGCAAGCUAGUUUGUAUGCAAUAUUUUAUUGCUUGAAAUAUUAUAUUAAAAUUCCUCGAAAGGAAAUAAAAGUUAAUUCAUCAAGAACUUUAAAAUGAUUGUAAUAGGUUUGUAGUGUUUUUCCACUGGAAUAUGGUCUAAAAUAUUUGACCUUGUAAAGUUUGAGAAGUUAUAUAUUUUAGGUGGUAUAUUAAAACUCACACACUAUAUUAUGAAUACUUUCUAGUGUAACUAUAUACCAUUCUCAAACUUAAAGAUAUUUUAUGGAUGGAUUAAGUUUCUUCACUGGAAUGACAAUUGUGAUUGUUUCUCUAUUUGAGGGUUUUUUUGAGAAAAAAAAUCCAAGAACUACAUCUCAGCAGCUAAACAAGAGUUUUGUCUAUGUUUCUUGCUUCCAAAAUUCACAGUCCUUGUUUUGAGUUAUUCUCUUGUAAUAUAAAAAGAAAUGAAAAUUUUUUAAAUUAUUUUUAUUCAAAUCGAAUAUAUGUAAGAGAAAAAAAUAAAGUCCUAAUGUUCUUCCCAAUAAUAAAUAGUUGCUGCUUGAAAAAGUGA